This is a messenger RNA of Phytophthora nicotianae INRA-310, 3501 nucleotides long. RefSeq lists its product as hypothetical. The record is from RefSeq and is a predicted model, not a curated record. The coding region runs from base 1 to 3501 and encodes 1166 amino acids. Gene Ontology annotation, molecular function: DNA binding; ribonucleoside binding; DNA-directed RNA polymerase activity. The transcript has a single exon. Gene Ontology annotation, biological process: DNA-templated transcription. Lineage: Eukaryota; Oomycota; Peronosporomycetes; Peronosporales; Peronosporaceae. Gene Ontology annotation, cellular component: RNA polymerase III complex.
AUGGCUCCAUCCGCGGGUCCUGCCGGCAUGGCGCCGCCCUCCGCCGUGUCCAUGGAGGAGCUGGAGAAGCCUGUGAGCAGUGUCAAAGACAAAUGGAAGCUCUUGCCUUAUUUCCUGCAGCUUCGUGGACUUGUGAAGCAACAUAUCGACUCGUUCGACUACUUUACGUCUGUCGAUAUGCGUAAUAUCGUGCGCGCACAGGCCAAUAACGUUGUACGCAGCGACGCCGACCCUAAAUUCUUCCUACAGUACACGGAUAUUCAGUUGGGCGCGCCUUCCAUCGACGAAGAAGCCUUCGUGAGCGCCAGCGUCACGCCCCAUCAGUGCCGCCUAAGAGAUCGCACUUAUGCUGCGCCCGUCUACGUGAGCGUGCGUUACCGUCGCGGCAAUAAGAUUGUGACCAACAACAAGGUGCUUAUCGGUCGCAUCCCCAUCAUGCUGCGCAGCUCACGUUGCGUGCUUGCGGGCAAGAGUGAGGCUGCGCUGGCGAAGCUUAAGGAAUGUCCGUAUGAUCCGGGAGGUUACUUCAUCGUUCGUGGCGUGGAGAAGGUGGUGCUCAUUCACGAGCAGCUGUCCAAGAACAGAGUCAUCAUCGAGGAGGACGGUAAGCACAACGUGUGCGCCAGUAUCACGAGUUCCACGCACGAACGCAAGUCCAGAACCAACAUCUUCCUCAACAAAGGUCGCGUGUACUUGAAGUCGAACUCUUUCGGCAGUGACAUCCCUAUUGUCAUUGUUUUCCGAGGCAUGGGAGUGGAGAGCGACCAGGAGAUUGUCAGUUUAGUGGGCAGUGAGUCCGAUAUUUGCGACGCGAUGUCUGCAUCUUUUGAAGAAGCCUCGGAUCUGAAGGUCUUUACGCAGCAACAGGCACUCGAGUAUAUUGGAUCGAAGAUGAAUGCACUCACAAAGAUUGGAGCCACGGGAGGACGCCACCGUGGAGGUGCUGGAAGACCACAGAACGACCGCAACUUGGUCGAUGCUGCACGCUCUGCACUGGCCAACUUGGUGCUGAAUCACGUUCCGUGCGAGAACUUUAACUUCCGUCUUAAGAGUAUCUACGUUGCGCACAUUGUGCGUCGCAUCCUGUUUACAGACAAGGACCGAACGCGCUUGGAUGACAAGGAUUACUACGGCAACAAGCGUCUUGAGCUGGCAGGUCAACUGCUGUCCCUGCUGUUUGAAGACUUGUUUAAACGCUUUAACAGCGACUUGAAGCGACAGGCUGAUAUGGUGCUGAGCAAGCCGAACCGCGCGUCGGUGUUCGAUAUCCUCAAGUGUGUUCGCACAGACACAAUCACACAGGGUUUCUACCACGCACUUUCAACUGGUAACUGGACGCUGAAGCGUUUCCGUAUGGAUCGUGCUGGUGUCACCCACGUGCUCUCACGUCUUUCGUACAUGUCGGCGCUGGGUAUGAUGACGCGUAUCUCGUCUCAGUUCGAGAAAACGCGCAAGGUAUCAGGGCCGCGUUCGUUGCAGCCGUCUCAGUGGGGUAUGCUUUGUCCUGCUGAUACGCCUGAAGGUGAAGCUUGCGGUCUUGUGAAAAACUUGGCUUUAUUGUGCCAUGUGACGUCAGACGAGGAGCCUGCUCCGAUCAAGCGUCUUUGUUUCGACCUGGGGGUGACAGACGUCUCACUGAGCUCCGGCGAAGAGAUUAACCACGCGUCCAACUACCUUGUGAUGCUGAAUGGUGUGAUUAUUGGCACCCACGUGAACCCACGAGCUUUCGUUACACGCCUGCGUCGUAUUCGACGGGCCGGUCUUAUUGGAGAGUUCGUUUCCGUUAUGAUUCACGAUGUGCAGCGGGUUGUUUACAUUGCUUCCGACGGUGGUCGCGUGUGUCGCCCACUGCUGCUCAUUGAUCCUGUGACACAUCGUACUCGUUUAACACAGCGUCACUUAGACGAGCUGCGGGCUGGAGUGCGUGAUCUCAGCAGUCUCAUUGUCGAAGGUUGCGUGGAAUACGUGGAUGUGAACGAGGAGAAUAACUGUCUGGUGGCCCUGCACGAGAGUGAGAUCGGUGACCGUACGACUCACUUGGAGAUCGACCCAGUAACGAUCCUGGGUGUUGUGUCGGGCCUUAUCCCGUACCCGCAUCAUAAUCAGUCUCCGCGUAAUACCUACCAAUGUGCUAUGGGUAAGCAGGCUAUCGGUACGAUCGCCAUGAACCAAUUCGAGCGUAUCGACACGCUGCUUUACACCAUGGUCUACCCGCAAAUGCCCAUGGUGAAGACCCGGGUACUAGAUCUCGUGAAUUUCGACCGUGUGCCAGCAGGACAGAACGCCAUCGUUGCUGUUAUGAGUUACUCCGGUUACGAUAUCGAAGAUGCAAUCGUUCUCAACAAGGCUUCGUUGGAUCGCGGCUUUGGACGUUGUAUGGUUUUCAAAAAGUACCAGACUAUGAUUAAGAAGUACGCGAAUGGCUCAUACGAUCGUAUUGUGGGACCGCCCGAUUUCGACAGCCUGGCUGCCGCCGGUGGUGCUGGCAUGGGUUUUCGCAACGCCAAGUACUCGUCCCUGGACGCUGAUGGUAUCAGUCGUGUUGGUGGUAUUGUCCAGAAUGGAGCAAUUAUGAUUAACAAGGAGCAACCGACACAGUUUAACGACUCGGUUGACGGACGCGAUCCGCUGGAUGUGACGUACUCGCCCUCGCCGACAACGUACAAGGGACCGAUCCCAGCAUACGUGGACAAAGUGCUUCUGACUUCUUCUGAGGCCAACCAUUUCUUAGUGAAGGUGCUGAUUCGUCAGACACGGCGUCCAGAAAUUGGCGACAAAUUCAGUAGUCGUCACGGUCAGAAGGGUGUAUGCGGUACGAUCCGUAACCAGGAAGACAUGCCGUUCAACGACCAGGGUAUUUGUCCCGAUCUGAUUAUGAACCCUCACGGUUUCCCCAGUCGAAUGACUGUAGGCAAGAUGAUCGAGUUGAUUGCUGGCAAGGCUGGUGUCCUCACAGGCCGUCGUGCUUAUGGAACGGCUUUCGGCGAGAAAUAUGGCUCGGCUGAUCACGUAUUGGACUGCUCUCGUGAACUGGUGAAGAACGGCUUCAACUAUGCUGGCAAGGAUUAUCUCACGUCGGGUAUAACGGGUGAGGCGAUCGAGUGCUACAUCUUCAUGGGGCCGAUUUAUUACCAAAAACUUAAGCAUAUGGUGAUGGACAAGAUGCACGCGCGUGCUCGUGGUCCUCGUGCUGUCCUGACUCGUCAGCCAACUGAAGGUCGUUCACGUGAUGGCGGUCUGCGUCUCGGUGAAAUGGAACGCGACUGUCUUAUCGGAUACGGUGCCAGUAUGUUGCUCAUGGAGCGACUCAUGCUGUCCAGUGACGCUUUCAGCGUGGAUGUGUGCCAGGGCUGCCGUAUGCUGGGCUACGAAGGCUGGUGUCAGCACUGCAAGUCAGAGGAGAAGGUGGUGAGCAUCCGCAUUCCGUAUGCGUGUAAGCUGCUUUUCCAGGAGUUGCAGGCCAUGAACAUCGUGCCGAGACUGACGCUAAAGGAGUAUUAA